Messenger RNA from Corythoichthys intestinalis (scribbled pipefish), 839 nucleotides. It is a transcript of the gene med29, whose product is annotated as mediator complex subunit 29. The record is from RefSeq and is a predicted model, not a curated record. Lineage: Eukaryota; Metazoa; Chordata; Actinopteri; Syngnathiformes; Syngnathidae. Gene Ontology annotation, molecular function: transcription coregulator activity; transcription factor binding. Gene Ontology annotation, cellular component: mediator complex. Bases 136 to 669 code for a protein of 177 amino acids. Gene Ontology annotation, biological process: regulation of transcription by RNA polymerase II. The transcript is spliced from 4 exons.
GACAUGUGACGACCUUCAUUCGCGUUGGCUUGUAACGCGUGUCAGACAUCUAGUUUAUAGAUUUAAAAUAGGCUUCAAAUCCAACCGGAAGUGAUUGAUAUUUCGGUGUCGGAGAACGCUACCGGUCAGGGCAAGAUGGCGUCCCAACAGCAACAGCCCGGUGUUCCAAGCUUACAACAACAACAAGCCGUUGCUCUGCAGCAACAGCAACAACAGCAGUUGACUCAACAGCAAGACUUUGACCCGGUCCAUCGAUUCAAAAUGCUAAUUCCACAGUUGAAAGAAAGUCUACAGAACCUCAUGAAAAUCGCGUCGCUCAACUUGGCCCACAACACAAACAUUGACAACGGAGUUAAAAGCAGCGACACUGCAGUCCAGCGUUUUGACAAAAGCCUCGAAGAGUUCUACGCCCUUUGUGAUCAGUUGGAACUGUGUUUGCGGCUGGCAUACGAGUGCCUCUCGCAGAGCAUCGACAGCGCCAAACAUUCGCCAAACCUGGUUCCCACAGCUGCCUCCAAACCAGACACGGUGCAGACGGAGUCCAUGUCCUACGCCCAGUACCUCGGCAUGAUCAAGUCCCAAAUUUCAUGCGCGAAGGACAUCCAUAAUGCUCUGCUGGAGUGUUCAAAAAAGAUCGCUGGAAAGGGACAACCUCCAGGAAUCAUGUAGAUCUCCUUGCAAUUGACUUUUGAAUGCCAUGUAUUGUUGAAUUGAUUGCAGUUUUUUUUUGGUCAAUGUCUGCCCAAUUAAUGCUUUUGGUCAUUUGUUUACACGCAUUUUUCUGAAUUUUGGGGAUGGUAGAGGAAUCCAUUAAAUGUUUUUUGCUGAAGGAUUAAAAA